Molecule: messenger RNA, 749 nt
Organism: Funneliformis caledonium
Lineage: Eukaryota; Fungi; Glomeromycota; Glomeromycetes; Glomerales; Glomeraceae
Source: the annotation of a GenBank genome assembly
AAUUGAUCAAUGUAUUCAGCAAUAUCUUACACCUACUAUGUUAAAGAUGCAUCGCGAUGAAAUGAAUCAGUCAUUAUAUUAUGUGGCAAAUAAGAUUACUCAAGAGGAUGCUAAAAUCUUGAAUGAGGGUAAUUUACUUACAUUUGCAAGUGAUAUAUCAUCUGUUGAUAUGCCGCAAGUCACAUUAAAAUGGAUGAUUGAAUUUGUUGAUUCUUCUAACAUUAAAGAAAUCUGGGCUAUAACUAUUGGAAAUUCAUUACAAGCUAAACAUCAUGUUUUAUUGUUACAAAAUCGGGGAUAUUUAUGUACUUGUCUUUCUAUUAUUCGAUGUGGAAUAGUUUGCAGACACUAUUUUCAGGUAAUGUUAGCUACAAAAAAUGCUUACUUUCAUAUUAGAUUAAUUCCAACACGAUGGUAUUAUGAAAAUAAAAAUAGUUCUAAAGAAUCAUUUUUAUUAGCGGAUAAAUUUAUGGAAGAGGAUCAACCUGCAAUAUAUAAUUCGGAUAGUGUGGUAUCCUACUUGUGUUUAUUUAAUCAGAAUAGUAAAGAUUUUCAUGAAGAGAGUUUAACUAUUCUUGAACAGAAGGUUAUUUAUGGGAAAUUGCAUAGUACAUAUAAAAAGGCUCUUCAUAAAGCAUUACAAAACAGUUCAAAAUCACAACAGCUUAUUGGUUUACUUCAAGAAUUUGUUGAACAAGAUGAUGAUAAUGAACAAUCAGAUUCAGAUGAAAGUUUACAAGCAGAUAAUA